Messenger RNA from Microsporum canis CBS 113480, 648 nucleotides. RefSeq lists its product as hypothetical. Bases 1 to 648 code for a protein of 215 amino acids. The record is from RefSeq and is a predicted model, not a curated record. The transcript has 3 exons. Lineage: Eukaryota; Fungi; Ascomycota; Eurotiomycetes; Onygenales; Arthrodermataceae.
AUGGGAGCAGGCGCUUCGAAACCAGCGGACUCGGAGAAGACGAGAAAACAUGUGUUCACCAGUGACUCACCUGUACAAUUCUCCCAAGGCCUUGUUGACUCGCUACAGUCAAGCUCCGAGACCGAUUCCUCGCGCUCUCAAUCUCUAGAGCUUCAUAUCCAAGCCCGCGUUGCCGAAGAGCUGAACCGUAUCCGCGCACGAGAAAGACAAACUCUAGCAGACAUUGAGAAGAGAAUAGCGGCUUCAUAUCCAUCCGAGGCACCCUCCACAACCAAAACUAACACUUCGCCUUUCGCUAACCAACCUCUAUCUCUCGAGUCUCCCCGAGUCCCAUUUGCUGGCACCGAAUUUGACCACGCUCCUGCUGUUCCGACGCCUGCAGAAACCAAUGACGAUGCCGCUGCCUCAAACCCCAAAAUCGUAAGCAGCGGAAAGGUUGCAAAGGAAAUUGAGGCACUGCGGGAGUCUCUUGCAUCCAGGCCUACGAUCCGGAAACUAGACCCCGAGCUUGAAAGUGCGAGGGAAGGUGUUGUGAAAUGCCUACGUGAUAACCAGAAAAGACCAUUGGACUGUUGGCAAGAGGUGGACACUUUCAAGCGUGAGGUUGCUAGGCUAGAAAAGGAGUGGGUUCAAAAAAUGAUAAGCUGA